ACUAUUUGAACUGUAUCAGAGUGCUUGUGUGAGAGAAACGAAGGAAAAACUGAAAGAAUGGGAGAGAUGCAAUAAAUGGAAUUAGACAGUUUAAUCUAUUGUAAGAGAAAGCUGGCUGUUGGAGAAUCUGAAAACAUAUAUGGACAGAAACAGAGCAAUUAAGGGCAGAUUGACAAUAGCAGAAAAACGUGGAGGUUGUCCUACUCGAUUUCUCCGCCUGUAUUAACAGCAUUUUAUGCUCUAAAACAGGGAAAAUAUUUACUAAAACCAUAGUUGAAAAAGAUAAUAAUUGGUUCUGGAAACUAAUUAUAUUGGGUCUGUAAUUCUUAAUAUUUGAGGGCCUGCAAGAAUUAAGCCCCAUUAUAAAACAUGAGUGCAGAAUCAAUGACAACCCAGGGUAAGUUGGAGGUGAAAUUGCACAAGCCUACUCUCAUUAAGCCUGCAGAGCCCACAGAGAAUCAUGUCUAUUAUCUAUCAAAUCUUGAUCAAAAUAUAGCAGUUAUUGUACAGACUGUUUAUUGCUAUAAUGCAAUAGAAGACAAGAAAAUGGAGGACCCUGGUGUUGUGAUCAAAGAAGCACUGAGGAAGGUUUUAGUGCACUAUUAUCCUCUUGCAGGGAGGAUUGGAUUAAGCCCAGAAGGUAAGCUAAAUGUCAUUUGUAAUGCAGAGGGGGCUGUGUUUGUGGAAGGUGAUGCAGAUUGUAGAUUGGAAGAUCUGGGGGAUAUAAGCAAGCCUGAUCCAAGCACGCUGGGAAGGCUUGUUUACAGUACUCCUGGUGCUAAGAACAUCUUGGAGAUUCCUCCUCUUGCAGCUCAGGUGACUAGAUUCAAAUGUGGCGGAUUUGUUCUGGGGCUUGCCAUGAACCACUGCAUGUUUGAUGGGCUGGGAGCCAUGGAGUUUGUGAAUUCCUGGUCAGAAACAUCCAGAGGCCUCCCUCUUUCUAUAUCUCCAUACUUGGACAGAACCUUGCUCCAAGCUCGCUCUCCUCCAAAGAUAGAAUAUCCCCAUCUUGAAUUUUCUGAAAUAGAAAACCUCUCCAAUUUCACAGAUGAUUCAGAGCUAGAAUACAGGUCCUUUUGCUUCGGCCCAGAGAGGCUAGCAGAGCUUAAAAGAACAGCAAUGGAGGAUGGAACCCUGGAAAAGUGCACCACAUUCGAGGCUCUCUCAUCCCAUGUCUGGAGGUGUCGAAGCAGGGCUCUCCAUAUGGCACCGAAUCAAGAAACCAAGCUUCUUUUUGCAGUGGAUGGGAGGAAAAGAUUCGAUCCCCCACUGCCCAAGGGAUAUUUUGGCAAUGGGAUUGUUCUAACAAAUUGUCUGGCCAAGGCAGGGGAUUUAGCAGAGAAGCCUCUGUCCUUCUCUGUGGAACUGGUUCAGAAGGGAAUAGGCACGAUCACAGACAGUUACAUGAGGUCUGCCAUAGAUUACUUUGAAAUAAACCGUGUAAAACCCUCGCUGACUGCAACCCUUGUGAUAACAACAUGGUCUCAUCUAUCAUUCCACACUGCAGAUUUUGGAUGGGGGGAGCCUGUGCAGACUGGGCCUGUAACUCUUCCUGAGAGGGAAGUAGUUUUGUUUCUCUCCCAUGGCAAGGAGAGAAAAAGCAUCAAUGUCCUUCUGGGUCUUCCCCCACCUGCAAUGCAACGCUUCGAAGAUUAUAUAAAAUGAUAAUAUACCAACCCACCUCGAAGAAUAUAUAAAUAUAUAGACAUAUAUAUACUAUACAGUGAGUAUAUGCUAGCAAGUUUACUCAGUGUUAACGAACACACCAUCUGUGUGAGAGCUUGAAAAUAUCUGGAAACUUCUCAGAUGGUACUGAGGAAUCAGCUAGUGUAGCUUGCUUCUGUGUGCAUGUUAUUGUUGUCAGUUUGGUUUUCUUUUGUGGGCAUCCUUAGGACUUCGCAAUUGUAAUUUUAAUUUUUAAAUAUGCAUUUGACUACUCCAAUCAAAUCAAUAAUAUUUAUUUUAAUGUA
This is a messenger RNA of Cryptomeria japonica (Japanese cedar), 1970 nucleotides long. RefSeq names its product omega-hydroxypalmitate O-feruloyl transferase. The coding region runs from base 370 to 1665 and encodes 431 amino acids. Gene Ontology annotation, molecular function: acyltransferase activity, transferring groups other than amino-acyl groups. The transcript is spliced from 4 exons. The record is from RefSeq and is a predicted model, not a curated record. NCBI's taxonomy places the organism in Eukaryota, Viridiplantae, Streptophyta, Pinopsida, Cupressales, Cupressaceae.